AAAAAAAAAAAAAACAUCGAUAUUAUGAUGAGAUUUUAGAAAUCAGAAAGAUAAUUCUAUAAGAAGGAUAAAUAUUUAUCUGAUUUUAUGUCUUAAAAAGAAAUCUUUUGAUGAAAACUAAAUAGAGUAGUUCAAAAAAAAAAGGAGAGGGGGGGCUUUCGGAUUGAAUAACUGAAAUGUUUUAGAUUUCAUAGAGAAAUUAUCCGGAUUGAAAAUAUUAAAUUUUCAAAAAAGUAGAUACUCUUGUAUUUUAGACUUUUUGAAAAGUAAACAUUUUGAAUUAUUCAAAUUUUAUAAUUAAUAUAGUUUAAAAAAAAUUUUUUCAUGAAAUAAAAUAUUCUUUAUUUAGGUUUACUGUUUAAUGGAUAUGAUCGAGAAAAUUAUAGUCGUAUUAGUCCAUUAGCUCGUCAAUAUGUUUUUAAUAAACUUGAACGACGUUUUCAAUAUGAUGUUAUUGAACGUCCUGAUACAGUUGAUUUUGAUAGUUCUAAUAUUGAUACAUGGUCAUCAUUAUGUAAUCAAUUAUCAAAUGGUAUAAUGUCAAUAAUUGGUCAUGUUGAACAUAGUGAUUUUGAAUGGUUAUCAAGUUUUUGUUCAACUUAUCAAGUUCCAUUUAUUGGUUUAGAUAAUUAUGAUUAUAGAAAAACAAAUUAUUAUAUAUCAUUAAUGCCUGAUAUAUUACCAGCAUUAGUUUCUCUAAUACGUCGUUAUCGAAUCAAACAACUUGUUUAUUUAUAUGAUGAUACAAAUGGUGCUCAUCGUCUUAAACAAUUAAUUGGAAUGCAAACAAAAACAACACUACAAAAUUUAAAUAUAAUUAGUCGUUAUUUAGGAAAUCCAGAUGAUUCAUAUGAUUUAUUACAAAAUAUUGAAUUUAUGACUAAUUCACUAUUACGUACAACAUCAUCAUCAACAACAACAAAUACAAAUCAAACAAUUCAAGGUCGUUAUGUUGUUUUAGAUUUUCAUUCAUUUGAUACAUAUAGUAGAAUUAUGGAAAAAAUCAAACAUCGUGGUAUGACAACAGCUGAUUAUCAUUAUAUAUUACUUACAUUAAAUGCUAAACAACUUGAUAUGACUUAUUUUCGUUAUGGUGGUGUUAAUGUAACAUUUUUUUCUUUACCAUCAUAUGAACAUUUUAAUGAUAAUUAUACAUUAUUAUUAUAUAAUAAUUAUAUUAAUUCAAUAAAAAAUACUAAAAUAAGAAAUAUUCCAUCUGUUGAAUCAUUAUUAAUUGUUGAUGCAUGGGAAACAUUAUUACGUACAAUAAAUCGUAUGUUAAGUUCAUCAAAUGAAAUACGUGAAAAAUUAAAAGUAUUUCGACAAGGUACAUUUUAUAAUGAUUUAACACCGGGUAUUGAUUGUCGAAGUAAUUUUAUUGUACCAUGGUCAGCAGGAAAAAUCUAUUUAGAAAAUUUAUUAAAUACAACAUUUCAUGGUUUAACUGGAAAUGUACAAUUUUCAAAUAAAACAGGUCAAAGAAUAAAUUAUACAUUUGAAGUUUAUCGUGUUACAAGAAAUGAUAUGCCAAAACAUAUUGGAUUUUUUCGUGCACCAACUACACUUGAGGUUACUGAUGAUUCAUCAUAUCGUUUUCGUGUGUCUUAUGAUAAUCGAACACGUUUAGUUGUAACUAUAUUUGAUGAACCAUUUAUGAUGUUAAAAAAAAAUCAUGAUAAUACAUUAACAGAGAAAAGUGUUCCACGUAAUACUAUUCUUGAGCCAUCACAAGUUGAAGGUUUUUGUGUUGAUUUAGCUCGUGCUGUAUUUCGUGAUAAAUUAAAAUUACCAUAUAAAUUUCUUAUUGAAACAAACUAUGGAAAUGAAAUUGAAAAAGGUGUUUGGAAUGGUAUGAUUGGAGCAUUAGUUAAUCGUGAUGCUGAUUUAGCAAUAGCAUCAUUAACAAUAAAUGGUGCACGAGAAAAAGCAGUCGAUUUUUCUAAACCAUUUAUUGAUUUAGGUAUAUCAAUAAUGAUAAGUAAACCUGAAAAACAAAAACCUGGUGUUUUUUCAUUUAUGGCACCAUUAUCAAAAGGAAUUUGGAUUUGUGUUAUUGUAUCUUAUUUACUUGUUAGUGCUAUUUUAGUUCUUGUUAGUCGUACAUCAUCAUAUGAAUGGUAUUUUGAAAAUGAAUCUGAUAUUAUUCCACGAAAUAAAUUUUCAAUACAAAAUGCAUUAUUUUUUUCAUUUGCAGCUUUUAUGCAUCAAGGUGUUGAUCUUUUACCAAGGUCAUUUUCAGGUUUGUAG
Molecule: messenger RNA, 2247 nt
Organism: Rotaria sordida
Lineage: Eukaryota; Metazoa; Rotifera; Eurotatoria; Philodinida; Philodinidae
Source: the annotation of a GenBank genome assembly